UAUAAGGCUGUCCCAUCAACCUGCAAGGCAAAAUCCAGGAGCUUCGGCUGCCACCCCACCACCCUGGCACCCAUUAAUUUUGGUUCCUUUCCCAGAGCACCCAGGAAUCUUGUGUCUCUGCACCCUUGUCUCAAACUGUAUUAUCUAGGAGGCGCUAAUACCCACUCCCAAAAACCUUCUUUGGACCAACUAACUACUGCCUCUCCCCCAGAGAACCCAGAAGAGAACCUGUCUCCCCAAAACGCAGGUGUAACCAAGAGACGCGGGUUGCGUCCUCCUCGCAUCAUGUCCUCGCUCCUUUUCCUGGCACUGCUGGCGGUUCUCUGGUUCUCACAAGGCUCUGCACAAGUGGGAGUCAGGAAUCUGACCGACCCCAAAUGUCCACUGCGGAAAAAGAAUUUUACAAUGCUGACAGGGCAGACGUGCCAGAAGAACUGUGAGCGCCGCAGGUGCUCCAAAAGCAGGAAGUGUGAAUGUGACGGGGAAUGUGGAAUGAGCUGCAUUUCUACAGGAUUGAGGUGUGCAUGGCCGGUGACAAUUGACAAUGCUGAGACACAACUGGUCCGGGAAUCCAGUAUGUUUGGGGACUUAAUGGAGGUAACAUGCAAGCCUGGAUUUAUAAUGGCUGAUGGGCAGGAAGUGGCAUUAAGUCGCUGCCAAGGAGACGCGAAGUGGAGCUUCACUUUACCCUGUGAAGAUGUUCUUAACCCACCAUCCCACUGCAAAUCACCACCAGAGAUUGAAAAUGGAGCUCAUGAAGGGGGCCCUUACAACACAGGGAGGGAAGUGCACUACUGGUGUGACUAUGGAUAUCGCCUAGAGGGACCCAACUCUUUAUGCCAAGAGAAUGAGGAAUGGUCACAUGCAGCCCCAACCUGCCACCCUGUGACCUGUUCCCGACCCCCCAAUAUUGCUGAAGCAACCCUGGUUGCUGUGCACCAGUCUGAAUACCCUGUGGGAACUGUCAUCUAUUACUUGUGUAACAAGGACUUCCUCUUAGAUGGCUCUAACAGAGUGGUUUGCCUGGAGAAUGGAAACUGGUCCCAACUACCCUACUGCAGAGCCCGCUGUCCCAUCACUGCCAAGAGGAGCCGGAUGAUCUACCAAGGGCGUAAGCUCUGGGUCUAUGAGAUCCCUGGUGGUCUGGUCCAUCAUGGAGAAAUUGUCACAUUUUUCUGCCGUAGUGAGAACAAGACCUGCAGUUUUACGGCUGACAGCCAGUGUUUCGAUGGUGUGUUGAAGAUGCCUGACUGCUACGAUGAGCCAACCUAUCUGCAAUACCACCUGUUCCCCAAAAGAGUUGUAUCUGAAAUACCUGCUUGUUGAGCACACCUUCAAUCCAUACAUUCUCCAAUGAUAUGCUUCCUUCUCUUCUUGUUCUGGCUCAGCAGGCCUCUUGGAAGUGCAGAAAAGACAGAUGGAAAAGAGGCAAUCAACACAAGCAAAUAGGAAACCAGCCACAUUCAAAACAGAGAUCGGGCCUGGGAAUUUAAGUAUCCUGAUGGCCAACAGCUAGCUAUUUUAUUGUACUCUAUUUAUUUUCUAUCUUUGUUGCUCCCCAGAUGAGCACAGAGAUCCCUUUCAGGUCAUAAAACAUGCAAGUCA
This is a messenger RNA of Lacerta agilis (Sand lizard), 1605 nucleotides long. RefSeq names its product protein lev-9-like. The record is from RefSeq and is a predicted model, not a curated record. NCBI's taxonomy places the organism in Eukaryota, Metazoa, Chordata, Lepidosauria, Squamata, Lacertidae.